AUGGCUCAACGCAACGAGGAUUUCAAAGCCGCUAUGGUGCACAUGAAAAGCGGAGAGAAUAUCCUUAGGGAAGCGAUACAAAAUGGACAGACUCGGUCUGAAAUUGUUCGGCUAAUGGCUGCGACAUUCAUGGGUCUAUCAGCCGAUGCAAAUAAUGAUGUGAAUGUCAUCAAACGAUUCCCUUUAGCAAAGCGCCGCGCCUUUCUCAAGCUCAAGAAUAUGGGUUCCGACUAUGCAAGGCUUCUACGACGGAUAACGCAAGAGCACCACCAUGUCAUCGAAACGUCGACGCUUGGAUUCCUAUCAAUCGCCUUCACCACGAUGAACCAAGCGAUCAGCUCUACCAUGUACCCGGACAUACUGGUCUUUUCUGGAGAUGAUGGAAUCGUCCCCGCGGCGGAGAUCCGCACUCACUUGACGUGGGAGGAUUCUGUGUUAAAUCUUGACGACAUGACAAGCAUGUACCCAUCUUUAUCCUAUGGGCUAGAGGAAUAUUUCAAAGCGCAGGGCGUGGCUAGAGUUGCUCCAUUGGCGUCGUCUCUCGGCGACCUGACGAAGCAAGUCAAAGUCUUCGUGGAUAACUACGUCGUACGAGCGUUAGAAAUCGAGCCCCGAAUGACGGCCGGCACGUUUUGGCUCGACGAUGAAGCAAUUCCGGGGUGCUUGAUGGACAAUCACCUUGGUCGACCUCAGAUUGGCAUUAGCCCAUCUCUCGGUCAAGAGCGUGCUCCCCGUCACGAAGACCCCGUUCUACGCGAGAGAAGGGAGUAUUACCAUGAGCAUGUCUGUCAGUACAGGAGCGGCUUUAUGUGCUGA
Messenger RNA from Cladophialophora psammophila CBS 110553, 816 nucleotides. RefSeq lists its product as uncharacterized. Bases 1 to 816 code for a protein of 271 amino acids. The transcript has a single exon. The record is from RefSeq and is a predicted model, not a curated record. NCBI's taxonomy places the organism in Eukaryota, Fungi, Ascomycota, Eurotiomycetes, Chaetothyriales, Herpotrichiellaceae.